Molecule: messenger RNA, 2350 nt
Organism: Morone saxatilis (striped sea-bass)
Lineage: Eukaryota; Metazoa; Chordata; Actinopteri; Moronidae
Gene: scn3b
Product: sodium channel, voltage-gated, type III, beta
Exons: 6
Coding region: 659-1321 (220 amino acids)
Biological process (GO): ventricular cardiac muscle cell action potential; sodium ion transport; regulation of heart rate by cardiac conduction
Cellular component (GO): voltage-gated sodium channel complex
Molecular function (GO): sodium channel regulator activity
Source: RefSeq, a predicted model, not a curated record
CAAAGGCAGUGAGCCGCGGCUGGGAAAUGUCAUCAGUCAUCUUUGAUAGAGGAAAUAGACUUCAAACAAUCAAUAGUAUUUUUCUUUGAGAGGUGAAAUAAGAGAACCAGUAUCACUGCUUUUGCUGUUCGUGAGUGAACAAGGCUCCACAUCUCGCAACAGUAAGUGACAAUAUCGGCUUGUGAGAAUCCACAGGUUCCUCCUCUUAGCUUAUUUUCUUUUUCUUCUUGUGUUUUCUGGAUGGAUUUGGACUGAAUGACAGCAGUUGUGGACCAGGAACUGUCCCACAUCACGGACUUAUUUCAUCGAGCGGAGGGAAUAAUGUAGUUAGUUAUGUCUAGAUAGAUGUUGAAUGGCGAGUUAGGGUGUUCCUGGAAGACCUCAGCCCAUAGAUGAGCACGUAGAUACCUCACAGCCUCGUUUCUACAACUCUUUUAUACCGUUUGUAGUUUGAAAUCCUGCUUUUUUUUAAAAACCAGAGUGUUGGGAUUUUUAGUGGAAAGUUACCUGCGCGCCCAUCUGCCGAGGAGAGGCGCUGUCCGUGGUCCUGAAGUCAUCUCAACAACUCCCUGUCUUGUUUUUUUUCUGGCAAGACAACUUCACAGAAAGCGAAAGUUAGAGGGACACUGUCCACCAGUAGCACCAGGAAGAGUUUAAUAUGGUAACUCAAAGACUUCAUCUGCAAACUUUGGUACUUUUGUGUUUUGUUGUCCACCUGAGCCAGCCAGUAUGUGUCGAUGUCCCCUCGGAGACAGAAGCAGUCCUGGGGAAAUCCAUGAAGUUGACCUGCAUCGCCUGUAUGAAGAGGGAGGAGAUCAAAGCAAAGACGUUUGUGGAUUGGUACUACAUGCCAACAAAAGAAAAAGACAGCCAACCCAACAAAACUCAUAUAUUCAGGUAUGAGGAUGACAAACAGGUUGAAUUGGACGGACCAUUUAAGGGCCGUCUGAACUGGACUGGGAGCCAGGACUUGCAAGACGUCUCCAUCCUGAUCGUCAACGUCACUUAUAAUGACACCGGUGUAUUCGAGUGCAACGUACUUCGCAAGUUUGAGUUUGACUUCUUCACUCCCUCGGUCUUCCUCACCAAGGACAUCAAGUUGAGGGUGAAAGCGCAAGCCAGUCAAGACACCACAGCGCUCUACUCUGAGAUCAUGAUGUAUGUGCUGCUGGUGUUUUUGACCUUCUGGCUGCUGGUAGAGAUGGUCUACUGCUACAGGAAGAUCUCCAAGUCUGAUGAGCAGGCACAGGACACAGCGACAAACUACCUAGCCAUCCCCUCUGAGCAGAAAGCCACUCCAGCCGCUCCUGUUACCGAAUAAAAAUGGUUUUCAAUGACACGGUAUUAACCAAUCCCGGUGGGAAUUUGUUGUCAUGUGACAGAAACAGGCAUAUAUUCCACAGCCCUCAUCGAUGCCACUAUGAAGGUAGCAUUGCUCUCAAACAUCCAUGGGAAUCCUGCCAACCGACCUCCCCUGUGUAUCGACUGUGUCUUGUGAAGAGUCAGUCAAAACUGUCCAAGUGCUCAAUUUUUCUCCUCUUUUUACCUUCGUGCCAGGCAUCUGAAAUCAAGUGCUUUCACAAAUACAGCAGGUUAAAGAACAAAAAUGUCUGUGUCCUGCCCUUUUUAUCAGAUAAAUACCAGCUAUGCUUCAUUUGGACAUGUCAGUGUGUAGGGUUACUAAUCAUUUUAGUAGUUAGUGGUGCCUCUGUGAUUUAUAACCUUUAAACAGAAAAGUUCCAAGGAAAGACUCUCUCCUACUGCUGUCAAAGCUGUUAUACACAAUUUAUACACUCACUAUCUAGUCCUUGUUUUGUUUUAUUACAAUUUUAUAGACCACGCUGAGAUUUUGAGUCACAGUUUUAUUUGGAUUGGCCAAUAUCUUAUCUUAUUAUCUUUACUGUAUUUUUAAUGAAAAUGGAUUGCAAAGCUUUUAUACUGUAUGGAUGUGCAUUUCUCUCUGUUUUGCUGUGAGCAUCAGUGAAACCACAAUGUAAUGGAAAUAUACAAAAACAGAUUAUAUUGUAUCCAAUCACUUUAUUUCAGUUGAUCUGAUUUCAUCUAGAGCUCUUUCCUAUCCUCUCCUCUCCUCUGUAUAAAUCUUUAAUCCAUGUUCAGCACUGAUGUCAAAGUACAAUUGGUAGGUUAAGUCUUACUGCGUACAGUUACAAUUUAUUCUUAAGCUUUGACUGUUGCUGGUGUUCUACAGUGGCAUUGCUAUUGAGACUAAAUGUGUGCCUAUUUCUGCAGUACAACACUGAAGAAAUGUAUAUAUUUUGUGACUCAAUCAUACCACACUGUCACAUUGUCUGUUACAGAUAUAUCUCCUGUGUGAGUGGGCUGCUUUUGA